CAGGCCUCGGCCGGGAAGCGCGGGGCCCGCGGCGAAACUGAGACUGAGGAGGAGGAGGAGGCGGGCAGCCCAGGGCCCCCCGCGCCCCUUCUCCCUCCCGCCCUCCCUGCCUUCCACCGGCGGAGCGGCGCUGCAGCACCAGGCUUGGCAAUGCCGUUUGGAUGUGUUACCCUGGGAGAUAAAAAGGAUUAUAACCAGCCAUCAGAAGUGACUGACAGAUAUGAUUUGGGGCAGGUCAUCAAAACAGAGGAGUUCUGUGAGAUAUUCCGUGCCAAGGAGAAAUCAACAGGCAAGCUGUAUACAUGCAAGAAGUUUCUGAAAAGAGAUGGCCGUAAAGUGCGGAAGGCAGCCAAGAAUGAGAUCAUCAUCCUUAAGAUGGUGAAACACCCCAAUAUUUUGCAGCUGGUGGAUGUGUAUGUUACCCGGAAAGAAUACUUCCUCUUCUUGGAACUAGCCACUGGACGAGAAGUAUUUGAUUGGAUCUUAGACCAGGGUUACUACUCUGAACGGGACACCAGUAAUGUCGUCAGACAGGUGCUUGAGGCUGUGGCUUAUCUACAUUCCCUCAAAAUUGUACACAGGAAUCUCAAGGCAAAGAAUUUAGUGUAUUAUAACCGCCUGAAGAACUCCAAGAUCGUGAUCAGUGACUUUCAUCUCGCCAAACUGGAAAAUGGGCUCAUUAAGGAACCCUGUGGAACCCCUGAAUAUCUAGCUCCUGAGGUUGUUGGGCGCCAGCGAUAUGGAAGACCUGUGGACUGUUGGGCAAUUGGUGUGAUCAUGUAUAUUCUUUUGUCAGGGAACCCACCCUUCUAUGAGGAAAUGGAUGAGGAUGAUUAUGAGAAUCAUGACAAGAACUUGUUCCGUAAAAUCUUGGCUGGUGACUACGAGUUUGAUCCACCCUAUUGGGAUGAUAUCUCCCAGGCAGCCAAGGACCUGGUGGCACGUCUGAUGGAAGUGGAUCAAGACCAAAGGAUUACAGCAGAGGAGGCUAUUUCCCAUGAAUGGAUUUCUGGUAAUGCAGCUUCAGACAAGAAUAUAAAGGAUGGUGUAUGUGCUCAGAUUGAGAAGAAUUUUGCCAGGGCAAAAUGGAAGAAAGCGGUCCGUGUGACCACAAUGAUGAAGAGACUCCGAGCACCAGAACACACAGAUGCAGCCAAGGCAAAUCCUCCCGCUGCUGCAACAGCAGAUGGUGCUGCCCCCACAGAGACCACCAGCUCCUCACAUGCCAAACCAGAGGCAGACGGCAAAGUCCCAGCGGCGACUGAGGCGGCCACAGCUACAACAGCAACAGCCCCCCUUGCUGCAGCAGCAAGCCCAGAAGGAACAGCAUCAACAGCUCCAAUAGCUACUGCAGAAACUCCAGCCACCACAGCAGCCCCAGCAGCAGCCCCAGCAGCAGCCCCUGCUACGUGUAAUGGGGAACAAAACACAGCUCCGAGCGCCACUCCAGAGUCCUGGAAUGAGGAGACCGGCUGAGUCAGAGGGGAGCUGGGCAAGGGCAGGGUUGUACCUUUCUUUGUUGUAUCUUUUUUUGUAAAUAGUCACUGGCAUGGUACCCCCAAACUGUCCUAGCUUCCCCAAAAAUCCCCUCUGCGUCUGGCUGUCGGUGGUCUGACUCUGUGUGUCUUCAGCUAGGUGCCAGCAGAGUUUCUAUUUUUUAUGUGACAAAGUCCAGAGUGACCCUAAUGGGCUCCAGUAAACAGAUAGCUGGGCCUCCAUAACCCACUGCAUGAAAUAUUCUCUCUUUCCCCCUCCCUGCCUACAUUGCUUUCUUUUCCUUUGCCCUAUUGGUAGAUUUUUAUCAGUUUAUUUUCUCUCUACUAGUGGGCAUUUGAUUUUCUUGAUUUAUUUAUGCACUUCUUAGUUUAGCUGCUAUCAAAAAUGCAGUCCUCUCAGACUAUUCUCAUUUUCUGUCUGGGUUCUGGAUUGUCUGAGCCUAUUGAACUGAAACCAGAACAAUCAGAUCAGCUAUACUUACUAAUUGGCUACAGUGCAGGAAAUGAAAUGCACAUUCAAGUCAAGUUGCCAGGAUCUCAGUGAAAGAUACAGAAGUCCACACAUUACCAUAAUGGAUCUGCUAGGUUUGAUAUACCUAUACAGCAAAGGGUUUGCUAGGUCUGAGAUACUUAUACAGAAAAAAUGGGCAGCUUUCCAGAUGUUAUUGGACAGUCAUUCCCAUUACCCCUCACCAUUGACUAUGCUGACAAAGGGCUGAUGGGACAGCCUCUAAAGGGACAUGUGUUACCCACCACUGCUGUAUGAAUGAAUGUGGAAUUCAUGUGUUCAGCUUCUGACAUUGUUUUUAUCUCUCUGUUCACUGUCUGAAUUUGCAUGCACAGAGCUAAUGCAAUUCCAUGUUUAGUAUAAUAUAUGUGUGUAGUAUGUGGCCUUCCAUAUAACUCUCAGUAUAUGGAUACAUUGGAACUUUGGGCCAAAUUGGAAAGCAAGCCAUCUUUAAGAAAGCUGGGCAUAGAGGGGGUAAUAGCACAUGAUAAGCUACACCUUUAUUUAUUUAUUUAUUUAUUUAUUUUGGAAUUCACAUAUUUCUUUUGUUGCCUCCAAAACUGCAGUAGUCAAGAAGCUAACAUGCUUAUGGGUAACCACUUAGGAUGCUCUCUUUCACCCCAACACUGUAAUCCAAAGCUAGCAGUCCUGAGCUUGUAUAAUAAAUGCUGCAUUCAUUGUUUUUAACAUUAUUCAGUUCUGUCCUCUCGCCUAUAAGAGAGAAAUAACGAUGUCAUGAAGUUUACAUGGUAGGAAGUGUAAUCAUUCUACAUUUCUUGUAGGAGCUGCUAGAAAAGGUUGGCAUGCUGUAAAGCAGCUUUUCAAACAUUUCAUGUUGGUAAUACACUUUUUAGACAUGCAUCAUUUUGUGACACAGUAAUUCAGUCUUACUAGACAAGUGGAGGUUCAUCCAACUCCUUAUAAAAUAUAGAGACACAAAUUACAGUAACAAAAUGCAUGGGAACACAUGUCAUGAUUGUGAAAACCUUUCAUUUAUAUAUUUAAAUAAACAUGAUUUAUAGCUUAUGGUUUCUCACACAGACCCAGAGGUUUCUAGUUAAGUUCACAUGACACACCUACACGCUAAUGUGUUGCGACACACAGCUUAGAAAACUGCUAUGAAAAAUUAUAGAGCCACAUAUGAGCUGCAGAUAGAUAGCUGCCCAGGUUCCUAUCAGUGAGAGAUAAUCAUGCCAAUUUAUGACUAAAGAUAGAUCAACUAAACCAAGGACUAUGUUGUAGCUUCAAUAACAUCUGGUGAUUAACCUCCAUCAUUUGGAUGUUCUAUUCAAAAGCAGAUUCCACUGAGUUCAACAACACUGCAUAACCAGAUGACAAACAUACACCAGUAGCCAGAUUUGCAGAGGAAGGAUGCAAUUGUAGACAAGAUAUAAACAAACAUGCUGUGUUUUUCCUAGCUAUAGUUUUUCUGCAACUAGAAAAGUUUGAUGAAGAAUUUCUUCUUCAAAUCCAGCCUUGUUCUCUUCUGCUUUUUCAUUGAUCGGCAAACCGAAAUUACUGCCAAACACAGCAUUUCAGCUGCACUCAGGCAGGGUAUUUUCGUUUCCCAGAAUCAUGUUUUGUUAUGGAUUCCAUACAGAACAAUGUAGCCAUUCUACAGCAUUGUCACUAGCAAUAGCCCAUUGUAAACAGUGUCUCCUAAUUUUAGCCACUUGCUCAUAGGCUCUUUUAUACAAAGAAAAAGCAGCUGAGAUAACAAAACUUUCCAAACAAAUCUGCUGAUCUUUGCCAUUGGGGUGCUUUUUGUCCCAGCUAACGAAAAUGUAUUGGAACCAAAAAAAAAAAAAUCUCCAUUCCAUUUUACAAUAUACAAUGAUGCAGUCAGUUAACGACUAAUAUAGUGGUCCCAUUCAGGGGAAUUCAUGGAAACAGAAGUAUCUCACCAUACAUGAAGCAUGUUGUCCCCUUGAGAGAGGAGACAAGAUAGGUGUUCCUGUUGCAUGAUACUUGGGUCAUAUGGCACCUGGAUUUUCACCAUCUGACAAUUCAUACUAACUUGUGUAUUGGAAUUCCUUCACAGGAACUAUUAUUGCAUAGUGAGAGAUAGCAUAAUAAGCCAGACAAACAAACUUUUGGCAUUUUCUCUAAUACAAGCCUUGAACAAAGAUUUAAAUCAUACAUGCAAUAUUUAUUAUGUGAAAUAUUCCACCAUGUGCCAACACAGUUCUUGAUCUUAUUGCUGUUAGAAAUUGCACAGUGAAGACUCACUAAAACUGGGCAAGAAACUACCUACACACAGUUUACUGCAUUGAAACCCAUUCAAACAUCUUAUUUGUGAUUGUUUGUAUAACUUGGAUUAUGUGGCUCUUAAUUUUGUCUGUUUCUGUCUCCCAGAUAAUUAUAUAGGGUUCUAGGUUUUUGGAGCUGGGGGCUCUAUUACCCACAAGGAAGAGAAACAUUAGGAACUAUUUCAUAUCCAGAUUCAUAAUCCUAGAGUUACUUUUCAACAUGUUACAGUCUCCUGUUGGCAACCAAUGGUCCAAUAAAAAAGAGCCUGCUGGGAUCAGCAGGGAUUGACGUGAAGGAAAGAACAUCCCCAACCAGAGACAGCUUGCUGGUUUCUGUUUAUUAAACUUUCUAUCUGUCAUCAACCACCACAGUAGUCAAGUACUUGAAACAUUUGUUCCUGCUUCAAGUUGGUUCCUGAGCCCCCUCUCACUGUGGGUGCAUUUUCCAAAAGAAUGUGCAAGCCACAUGCAUGAGUGGUGAUGCAAGCAGACAAAGUGGUUUCUCCUAUUAGCACAACACUUUUUACUAUGGGAAAAGAAAUGUUGUGAAACAAAUACAUCAUCCCAGUAUCAUUUGCCCUACAUAUGCAUAAUUAACAGGAGAUACUCUAUUAUUUGCCGUAUGUUUUUUGUGUUGAAUUUUUCAAUCUGUAUAUUUUUGUCUUGCAUUAAGCUACAUUCUCUGUGUGUGUGAAAGAGAGAGAAAGUGAAUGACUAUGUGUUAUAAUGUACAGCAUUAUGUGGGUUGUGUUAUUACCACUUCUUAUUAGCACAGGACAAACACUAGGUCUUCUGUUACUCACUGUUUUACUCUAUGGUGGCUUAUGAUACGAACUGGUGCGGUUUGGCGUUUCAUUCUAGAUUCCUGAUUCUUAAACAGAGCAAUUUGACUGUAGUGGAGGCCUGAUCCUUGGGCCACUCUGAUCUCUAAUAAUCCCAGUCAACAGUACUAAGGGUGCAUCUAUACUGUAGAAUGAGUGCAGUUUGACCCCAUGUUAACUGCCAAGGCUCAAUGUUACACAGUCAUGGGAGUCACAGUUUUACAAGGUCUGUAGCUUUCUCUGCCAAAGAAUUUGGUGCUUUCAGAAUUCUUUAGCAUUGAGCCAUGGCAGUUAACAUGGUAUCAAAUUUGAUUAAUUCUAGUGUAGAUAUACUCUAAAGAAGGCAUCUAAGCAGAUUUGAAUCACAUUUGUCCUAUAUGUAGCCAUUUUAAAGAUUAAAAUGGUGAAGUCCGAUGUUUGUAUCAGUUGCUGGUGAUCUACAAAAGGUUACAGAAAUUUCCCCCUAUUUUUUUCUGACAUUUCUGUAAGAUGAGUAUUCUAUCGGCAUAAUUUUUUAUACCUGUUCCUGAAAAUUUGAGACCACUCUCACGGGAAUCCACUGCUGCGAGUAAUGAUUUUAUAUAUAUAUAUGUAACUUAUUUUUUAAUUAUUUAGAAAUGUGUAUUUAUUCUCUUUAAAAAAGAAAGACAUUAUAAACUAUAAAUUAUGGACUGGCCAGGACUUUGUUUGCUACAGAUGCAUGGCUCCUAGAUGCCCUAUUGUUCCUUGCUUGAUAGUGCAGUCCUAUAUAUUUUUCAGAAAGCCCUUCUGAGUUCAGUGUGACUUACUUUCAGGUACACAUGGGUAGGAAGGUGGUCUUAAUUUUCCAGGCUGCAAUUCUAUACCCUCUUUUGAGUAGACACUUGCAAGACUGAACUAUCAAUUAGCAGAAAUUUUGAUUUGGUUUCAAUUUGAUUUUAAAUGGAAUGAUCACUUUGGGCAGACUGAUCUUAGCUGUUUCUAAGUAUGUGCAAGGGCCUUAGCUAUAACAAUGAAAAUAGGAGCACACAGGUUGUAUUCAUCCCCUCAUUCAUUCCAAGCAUUCUUUACAAACUGUGCAACAGACUCAGCUAUUUUUAUACUAGGAAGAGUUGUAAAACCCACAUAGGCUACUCAGUAUAUUCAUAGGGGGCAGGGGUGCACUCAUCUCAGCCAUAUCCAAGGAUAGGUGAGACUCCAGUUGUCAUUUCCAUUCCUGAGAGAAGCUUAUCCAUUUUUAACUGCAACACAGUUCACAGAAAUCCAAGGGUGAUGCUUUCUCCAUUUCUGCAUUGUAAAACUAACAAAUGCUGUACCUGUUCAGUUUGUCCACCACAUACACCUCAUAAACAUAAAGCCUCUCUCAGGAAAACAGAUGGCAACUCUCUGCAUGAACCAUGCACCCCUCCCUCUUUCCUCAUUUCUGGUAUCCCAGGUUUAGCCCUACACAAGGAGCCCUGACUGUUGUUUUGAGUAGUCUGCACAAGACAGACCUCCUCGGUGUGAAGCCUCCGUCUCAACCACCUGCCUGCCUCAGGUCCUGCCUCUAGCAUCCCUCUUCUUUUUCCUCCCUCACAAGCAGCUGCAUGUUUGUAAGUUUGAGUUCAAUCUAUGGAAUUGUUUUAUUUUGACUACAGCCACCCAGAAAUUCCUGUGUAAUUGCCGCACUGUACCACUGGGGAAAAAAUAAAUAUCUUUGGUGGAUAUAUUGAGAGGCCACUUGCA
Messenger RNA from Anolis carolinensis (green anole), 6778 nucleotides. It is a transcript of the gene camkv, whose product is annotated as CaM kinase like vesicle associated. Gene Ontology annotation, cellular component: intracellular anatomical structure. The coding region runs from base 151 to 1476 and encodes 441 amino acids. Gene Ontology annotation, biological process: peptidyl-serine phosphorylation. The transcript is spliced from 11 exons. The record is from RefSeq and is a predicted model, not a curated record. Gene Ontology annotation, molecular function: calcium/calmodulin-dependent protein kinase activity; calmodulin binding; ATP binding. Lineage: Eukaryota; Metazoa; Chordata; Lepidosauria; Squamata; Anolidae.